AUAGUAUAACGUCGACAAAGUUGCUGGACAUUCGUCGCGCGAGUGAAUCGAGUCAUCGAAAUAAGUCGCGAUGUCGUGGCGAACGAUACUGCUGCUCUGCGUUUUCGCGCUAUUUCUUCAAUUGAUCGCAGGUGAGCCCUUCGUCAAGCUGCCUACGCUCAAUAGAUGGCAUCCGAUUACCACCGAAUCCAACGAAGUCGAGCAGCCCAAAAAGUUACCCGGUCGAAUAGUCAACGGUACUAAAGCCAUGCUGGGCCAAUUUCCGCAACAGGUAUCCUUGAGGAGAAGGUACUCGCAGUCGCACUUCUGCGGCGGUAGUAUACUGACGCCUGAGUGGGUUCUGACAGCCGGCCAUUGUAUGAUGGAUAAGAAUUUGAACGUAAUAGAGGCCUACACGAUACUGGUCAUCGCAGGAGAAAUCGCUCUGAAGAACUCGAAUGCUGCCCGACAAUGGAGCUACGUCAAGAACGUCAUCGUUCACCCGAGUUUCGAUUACAAUACGUUGCACAACGACGUGGCUCUGUUACGAUUGGAAAAACCCUUCACGUUCGACCCGUUCGUUAAGCCGGCGCCCAUCGCAUGGUUGCAGAUGCAACCCGGUACGGUGUGCCAAGUUUCCGGAUGGGGCUAUCAGAAAUAUGCAGGAAACUCGGUCAGCAGCUACUUGAUGUACGUCGAUCUGCCGCUGCUGCCCAUUCCCCAGUGUCGAAAACUGAUGGCGAACUACUCCACGGUGCCCAGGGGCAUGUUCUGCGCGGGAUACUUGGAGGGUGGCCGCGACGCUUGUCAGGGUGAUUCCGGUGGCGGCAUGAUGUGCAAGGGCUACCUCACUGGUGUCGUAUCCGGCGGCGAGGGCUGCGCCUGGCCGGGACUGCCCGGUCUCUACGCCGAUCUCAGAGUCUACUCGCCUUGGAUCAAGAAGUACGUGAACAUGACGCAGAACUUCACCGUACGCACUAAUCCGUUCGGUGGAAACGCUGCCUCUCUCACGCCGAUCGCAGCGCUACUAGCACUGCUUUUGUGCGUUAUCUACCAUGUUUAGAUCGACCGACUGCUCGAGUGUUUGUCUGUCGGUUGUGUGAGAUCGUCGCAUUCGAUAAGUGGCUCCUAUAGUGCAAUAUUGUGUACAUAUUUCUGGCGAUGGACGAUGAAUUAUCGACUGUAUUAGGAUAUAUUGUAAUUUUUGUAUAAAAAAUUCGAAAUUAAAAAAACUUAAGAAUUUA
This is a messenger RNA of Nasonia vitripennis (jewel wasp), 1223 nucleotides long. It is a transcript of the gene SP132, whose product is annotated as serine protease 132. Gene Ontology annotation, molecular function: serine-type endopeptidase activity. Gene Ontology annotation, biological process: proteolysis. The record is from RefSeq and is marked validated. NCBI's taxonomy places the organism in Eukaryota, Metazoa, Arthropoda, Insecta, Hymenoptera, Pteromalidae.